AUGAUCGUGCUGCGCCACAAGGUGAUCUCCCGAGUGACAUGCGUAAUACAAACUGUUAUUUUGCAGUUGGACACGUUGAUAGAGUUUUCGACAUUUUUAACGUCAAGGACGCUCACGUUUUCGCUUCCGCACAUUAUCCCCAUUCACUUCGCAAUCGAUCUCACCGAGUCGCAGCCAGCAGAAAAAUUUUGGAUGAAUAAUUCGAUUAUCAAAGAUAUUUUUCAGAAAGAAAAUAUCACAUUUUAUCAACCUACCGAGUUUGAUUUGGUUGACAACGAUGUCAGCAGGGCCACCAUAAGAGGUUUAAGGAAAGAAGUAGUUCUCGUGCCCAUUUUUCUGACCGCCGAUUUCACUCUUGACAAUUUCAUAGAUGAUGUGAGUAUUCUUGAGCACUCUCUUCCUUCUUCCGCCAUGUGUCACGUGAAUCUAAUGUCGAAAAUCCUCUCAAUUCUUAAGAUUAAAAAAUAUCAAGAGCUGGAACGAAAAUUUUUGGUAGAAUGUUCAAAGAGCUACUUGCUCGUCAUGGAAUAUCCCAAUGGUGGCUCUCUUCGACAAUACCUCAAGAAGAAUUUCAGUAAAAUGAAUUGGAGCACCAAGAUCACUUUUGCAAAACAGAUUGCCAAUGUAUUGAUGUUUUUGCAUGCAAACGAUUGCUCUCCUGUGUACCUGACCUCCGAAAAGAUUUUUGUUCACAACGAAAGCAUCAGGUUGAGCAGCGUGGGAUUGAUUGGGCAAUCAAAGAGGCCCUUAAAGCCGCUUGAAAAGAUUCACGGUACAUUUCAAUACACCGAUUCUCAAUAUCUGAAAAUCCAGGAUGCCAUCACGAAUCAAAAAAGUUCAGACAUCUAUAGUCUGGGAGUUCUCCUGUUUGAAAUAGCAAGCGGAAAAAGACCGCUCAAAAUGGAAUCCCCGUCCAGAAUCGAUUUAUUAAACGUCGCCAUGAAGCAUAAUCAAGGAAAUAUCGAUCCCGAAGCACUUAGCGGAUAUUUGAAAGUUCAUACCGAUUGUUGCCAAUAUGACGAGAACCUUCGUCCAAAUAUCGUGCAGGUCGUGAAAGAUUUGGAGAGAGUCAGUGUCAGUGGCACAGGGAACUUUCCAAGUGGUGUGGUGGAAAGUGAGGCGGGUCAAUCGAAAUCAUCCUUGGAAUCAAAUUCAACGUCGAAUGUGCAAACACCUGAAACGGACAUUUUCAUAAGACACUUAUUUGACUUUUUCUCAGAACAAUACAACAUGCAAAAUUUUGUGAUCUCUCCAAAUCUAGUUAGAAAGUAUAUUAAGGAUUUUAACAGGAACCCCGUCAGAGUGAAAUCCACUCCCUCGCCAUUCGCCGGGAUAUACGAGGUCAACCGGGCCAUAGGACAGUUAUGUCUGGCAAAUCUCUACCUAGACGGCAAGGGAAUAAAACAGGAUCAAAAAAAGUCAUUUCAAAUGAUGUUGAAAGCCGCCGAGGGUGGUUCGAGUAGAGCAUUGAAUUGUAUGGCAUUCUGUUACGACAAUGGCUAUGGGCUGGAGAAAGACGAGAACAGUGCGUUCAGAUUGUACUUGAAAUCCGCCGAACAAGGAAAUCUUUUGGCGCAAUGUAACCUGGGCAUUUGCUAUCAAGAAGGGAUCGGGACAUCGAUAAACGAGAUCAAGGGGUUUCAGUUGCACCUGAGAUCCUUCAUCUCCGGGAGCAUCACGGCGACAUAUCGUAUUGGGGAUUGCUAUUUUGACGGGAGAGGCACGCGAAAGAAUAAAAAGACAGCCUUCGAAUGGUACCUGACGUCGUCGGAAGAUGAUUAUAACAUGGCCCAGAGUGAUGCUGGGUAUUGUUAUGGGACCGGCACUGGAACUUUGAGCGACCAAAAGAAGGCAUUUGAAUAUUACCUGAAAGCUGCUCAAAACGGAGACACGGAAAGUCAGCGCUUGGUUGGCAUUCGUUACCUGCGCGGAAUUGUGGGUGGGGGCAAAAGAAAUUUUGUUCGAAGUUCCACAGGGUCACCCCUUUGCUGUCCGGAAACUGCCGCCUCGUGUUCCGGUGACGAUUCACAGGAUGUUGGAGCACCCGAGUCUCAUCAGGGAAAAGCGGCCGAGGGUGCUGAAGGCAGACAGAACACCUCAAGUGAAGAGGUCAAGCGCAUAUUCGAGAACUCCAUAAACAAUCAUCAGAUCUGUUCAGAACCUGAGGAGAUUGAUCGGGAUAAACAGGCUGCUUCACAACAGAUUUCAGAGCGCGAGAAUUCAUCAUCCUCUCCCAAUGAUAAUGGUAAUAGCGUUGAUAGUGAUGGAGAUAUGCCGGAACCAUCAGACUUUCAGGUCAGAGGAGAGGUCAAGGGGCAUCUGCGAUUAAAGCUUUAUUUUAGACCCGCAUUUUCAAUCUCGCAUGAGGAAGACGUGAAACGUGGUUUAACUGGGGCGAAUACUAGAAUAUUAUAUCAGAACCCGUUCGUCUCCAUCCAUGAUGACGAGGGGAAUUAUGAAGUCGAGGAGAGAAAGAUUCCUUGUGGAGAAACUUAUGAUAUCGAGGUUGCUGGCGAGAGGAGGAUAAACAGGCUGUAUCGACGGAGAACGAUGAGGCAGUUACAGUGGGUCAAAGAUUUGGUCAACGCAUUCCAAUACGGUGCAACACUGAAGGAAGACAGAGUUGAUGCAAGCAUUCACAAGAAUGAAGAGAUCUCAUAG
Acaulospora colombiana is the source of this 2661-nucleotide messenger RNA. NCBI's taxonomy places the organism in Eukaryota, Fungi, Glomeromycota, Glomeromycetes, Diversisporales, Acaulosporaceae. The record is from the annotation of a GenBank genome assembly.